Molecule: messenger RNA, 3522 nt
Organism: Indicator indicator
Lineage: Eukaryota; Metazoa; Chordata; Aves; Piciformes; Indicatoridae
Gene: STXBP5
Product: syntaxin binding protein 5
Exons: 28
Coding region: 1-3459 (1152 amino acids)
Biological process (GO): regulation of protein secretion; regulation of exocytosis
Cellular component (GO): SNARE complex; cytoplasm; plasma membrane
Molecular function (GO): myosin II binding; syntaxin binding; GTPase activator activity
Source: RefSeq, a predicted model, not a curated record
AUGAGGAAAUUUAACAUCAGGAAGGUGCUGGACGGCCUGACAGCGGUCUCCGCUGUCGCCUCGGCGUCGUCCGCCGCGCAACAGCAGCAGGCGGGGAACCGGGAGACUGAAAUCCAGGAGACGCUCCAGUCCGAGCACUUCCAGCUCUGCAAGACUGUACGCCAUGGUUUCCCCUAUCAACCUUCAGCUUUGGCGUUUGAUCCUGUUCAGAAAAUACUGGCCAUUGGGACUCAGACUGGUGCACUAAGGCUCUUUGGUCGGCCAGGAGUUGAAUGUUACUGCCAACAUGAGAGUGGAGCUGCAGUAAUUCAGCUUCAGUUCCUGAUUAAUGAGGGAGCUCUUGUGAGUGCCUUGGCUGAUGAUACCUUACACCUGUGGAACUUACGUCAGAAGAGACCUGCUAUACUUCAUUCACUCAAAUUUAACCGAGAACGGAUAACGUUUUGUCAUCUGCCUUUCCAAAGUAAAUGGCUCUACGUGGGAACUGAAAGAGGAAACAUUCACAUUGUCAAUGUGGAGUCAUUUACUCUCUCAGGCUAUGUCAUCAUGUGGAAUAAAGCCAUUGAACUGUCAUCCAAAUCUCACCCAGGACCUAUCGUCCACAUUAGUGACAAUCCAAUGGAUGAAGGAAAGCUUCUGAUUGGCUUUGAGUCUGGAAUAGUGGUGUUAUGGGAUCUGAAGUCAAAGAAGGCAGAUUACAGAUACACACAUGAUGAGGCUAUCCACUCCGUGGCUUGGCAUCAUGAAGGAAAACAAUUUGUUUGUAGUCACUCAGAUGGCACCUUGACCAUAUGGAAUGUAAAAUCUCCUACCAAACCAUUCCAGACUAUCACUCCACAUGGAAAGCAGUUGAAGGAUGGAAAGAAGCCAGAACCCUGCAAACCUAUUCUUAAGGUGGAAUAUAAAACAACUAGAGCUGGAGAGCCUUUCAUCAUUCUCUCGGGAGGUUUGUCCUAUGACACUGUAGGAAGAAGGCCGUGUUUAACAGUUAUGCAUGGGAAAAGUACUGCGGUGCUAGAAAUGGACUAUUCAAUAGUUGAUUUUCUAACCCUCUGUGAAACACCAUAUCCUAAUGACUUCCAAGAACCAUAUGCUGUAGUUGUUCUCCUAGAAAAGGAUUUAGUACUGAUUGACCUUGCACAAAAUGGGUACCCUAUAUUUGAGAAUCCCUAUCCUUUGACUAUACAUGAAUCUCCAGUUACCUGUUGUGAAUAUUUUGCUGAUUGUCCUGUGGACCUCAUACCUGCACUCUAUUCAGUUGGCGCUCGACAGAAACGUCAAGGUUACAGUAAGAAGGAAUGGCCUAUCAGUGGAGGCAACUGGGGUUUGAUCACUCAGAGUUAUCCAGAGAUAAUUAUUACAGGGCAUGCUGAUGGGUCAAUCAAGUUUUGGGAUGCCUCAGCAAUAACGCUGCAAGUACUCUACAAGCUAAAAACAGCCAAAGUAUUUGAAAAAGCACGGAAUAAAGAUGACAGACCAAACACAGAUAUAGUAGAUGAAGAUCCCUAUGCUAUUCAGAUCAUUUCAUGGUGUCCAGAAAGUAGAAUGCUGUGUAUAGCGGGAGUUUCUGCACAUGUGAUUAUUUACAGGUUCAGCAAGCAGGAGGUGACAACAGAAGUCAUUCCGAUGCUGGAAGUACGUCUGUUGUAUGAAAUAAACGAUGUUGAAUCUCCAGAUGGGGAACAGGUGCCACCUUUACCAACUCCAGGCACAGGUUCCAAUCCUCAAUCCAUUGUUCCUCAGUCUCAUCCAUCUACUAGUAGCAGUUCAUCUGAUGGACUUCGUGAUAAUGUCCCAUGUUUAAAAGUUAAAAAUUCUCCUCUCAAGCAGUCUCCAGGCUACCAAAUUGAGCUAGUUAUCCAGCUAGUGUGGGUGAGUGGAGAACCACCUCAGCAGAUAACUAGCUUGGCAGUCAACUCAGCAUAUGGCCUAGUAGUUUUUGGAAACUGUAAUGGUAUUGCCAUGGUUGAUUACCUCCAGAAGACAGUGCUCUUGAAUCUAGGCACUAUUGAACUGUAUGGCUCCAAUGACCCUUAUCGCAGGGAGCCACGAUCUCCCCGAAAAACUCGACAACCAUCUGGAGCAGGUCUUUGUGACAUUAACGAAGGUACAGUGGUGCCAGAAGACCGCUGCAAAUCACCUACUUCAGGUUCUGGUUCACCAAACAAUUCUGAUGAUGAUCAAAAAAUGAAUAAUUUUAUAGAAAAGGUGAAGACCACAAGCAGAAAAUUUUCCAAGAUGGUAGCCAAUGACCUAGCAAAGAUGUCCAGGAAGCUAAGUUUGCCAACUGAGUUAAAGCCUGAUUUAGAUGUGAAAGACAACUCUUUCAGUCGGUCCCGGAGUUCUAGUGUAACUAGCAUUGACAAAGAGUCACGUGAGGCCAUUUCAGCUCUUCAUUUCUGUGAGACUUUCACAAGAAAGGCUGAUACGUCACCUUCCCCGUGCCUGUGGGUUGGGACCACACUGGGUACAGUGCUUGUCAUUGUACUGAAUUUACCCCCAGGAGGAGAGCAGAGACUUCUUCAGCCAGUAAUUGUUUCUCCUAGUGGAACAAUCCUAAGGCUAAAAGGGGCAAUCUUGAGAAUGGCUUUUCUGGAUACUACAGGGUCUUUGGUCCCACCAGCACAUGAACCCUGGAGAGAACACAAUGUUCCUGAAGAUAAAGAUGAAAAAGAUAAGUCAAAAAAGCGAAGACCUGUCUCAGUGUCCCCCUCUUCUUCUCAGGAAAUCAGUGAAAACCAGUAUGCAGUGAUAUGUUCAGAAAAGCAAGCAAAAGUUAUCUCACUGCCAUCCCAGAACUGUAUUUAUAAGCAAAACAUAACAGAGACUUCUUUUGUUCUUCGUGGAGACAUAGUGUCAUUGAGUAACAGUAUCUGCCUUGCAUGUUUCUGUGCCAACGGACAUAUUAUGACCUUUAGUUUGCCAAGUUUAAGGCCAUUGUUGGAUGUGUAUUACCUGCCACUGACCAAUAUGCGGAUAGCCAGAACAUUCUGCUUCACCAAUAACGGACAAGCACUCUAUCUUGUCUCACCAACUGAAAUACAGAGGCUCACUUACAGUCAAGAAACAUGUGAAAAUCUUCAGGAAAUGUUGGGUGAGCUCUUCACUCCUGUAGAAACACCAGAAGCACCGAACAGGGGAUUCUUUAAAGGCCUGUUUGGAGGUGGGGCACAAUCACUUGACAGAGAAGAACUCUUUGGGGAAUCAGCAUCUGGGAAGGCAUCAAGGAGUCUUGCUCAGCAUAUUCCAGGUCCUGGGGGUAUUGAAGGUGUCAAAGGAGCAGCAUCUGGUGUAGUUGGUGAACUAGCACGAGCCCGGUUGGCACUAGAUGAAAGAGGACAGAAACUAGGAGAACUGGAAGAAAAAACUGCAGCUAUGCUUUACAGUGCUGACUCUUUCUCUAAACAUGCUCAUGAGAUGAUGCUGAAGUACAAAGACAAGAAGUGGUACCAAUUCUGAUGCCGCUCAUCAACUACAUCUGUUUUAAUUUUGUCCUGAUGAAAAAUCUUUUUCAUUAAUUUU